AUGCUGGUGAAAUGUCCAUUUAAGGUGAUAAUAGAAGAAAAGGAGUGGUUCCAUUACUACAAGCCAGGAGACUACUGGAUUACUGGAAUAAUGUCCGGAAUCUUAGCUCGAUUGUACCAAUUUUCAUUCUCCAAGCCUCCAAUCCACCAACUAAAAAGAGAGAACACCUUCUACCACAUUCUGCCCUUCAUGUUGGCUGUUCAUGAAGUCAACCAGAAUUCAAGGCUCUUAUCCAACAUCACCCUAGGCUACAACAUCUAUGAGAACUUUUUCAGUGCCAGAAUGACAUAUGAGGCCAUGCUGGAUGUGCUGUCUACAGGACAGGAGAACAUCCCAAACUACAGAUGUGGAAGACAAAAGAACCUGCUGGCGAUUCUUGAAGAGAUGGAUUCUGAACUCUUUGAUCAUAUUUCCAAUAUCUUGAGCAUCUAUAAAAUUCCACAGCUGCAGGAACAGAUUCAUGCUAACUAUUUUGUUUUCUCAGAUGCAGCUCAUUGUGAAAAGUGUCCAGAUGACCAGUAUUCCAAUAAGAAGCGAGAUCCGUGUGUCCCCAAAAAUAUAAGCUUCUUAUCCUAUGAUGAAUUGUUGGGACUCAUCCUGGCUUUCUUUGCCAUCGCUUUGUCCCUAACCACCGCCUUUAUUCUGGGAAUCUUCAUAAAAUACCGAGACACUCCCAUAGUCAAAGCCAACAACUGUGAACUCACCUACAUCCUCCUGGUUUCACUCCUGCUUUCUUUCUUGACCUCCCUUCUAUUCAUCGGUCGCCCCGUGAAAAUGACCUGUCUCCUUCGACAAACCAUUUUCAGUGUUGUUUUCUCUGUUGCUGUGUCUUCCUUGCUGGCCAAGACUGUCAUGGUGGUGGUGGCCUUUCUGGCCACAAAGCCAGGCAGCAGCCUGAGGAAAUGGCUGGGGAAGAGUCUGGCCAACUCUAUUGUUGUAUCCUGCUCUGGUAUUCAAGUAGGCAUCUGUCUGAUAUGGCUGGGAGUCUUUCCCCCAUUCCCAGAUUCUGACUUUCAUUCCCAACCAGAAGACAUCCUGCUGCAGUGCAAUGAAGGCUCUGUUGCCAUGUUCUACUUUGCUCUUGGCUACAUGGGUUUUUUGGCUGCCAUCUGUUUCUUGGUGGCAUUUCUGGCUCGAAAUCUGCCAGGGGCCUUCAAUGAAGCCAAACUGAUCACCUUCAGCAUGUUGGUGUUUUGUAGCGUUUGGAUCUCCUUUGUCCCCACUUACCUGAGCACCAAAGGGAAAUACAUGGUAGCCGUGCAGAUCUUCUCCAUCCUGGCCUCCGGGCUGGGUUUACUGGGUUGCAUCUUUAUCCCCAAAUGCUACAUUAUUAUCCUGAGACCUUCCAUGAACACCAAAGAACAUCUGAUGAUAAAAAAUCAUUAA
Molecule: messenger RNA, 1386 nt
Organism: Ahaetulla prasina
Lineage: Eukaryota; Metazoa; Chordata; Lepidosauria; Squamata; Colubridae
Product: vomeronasal type-2 receptor 26-like
Exons: 3
Coding region: 1-1386 (461 amino acids)
Biological process (GO): G protein-coupled receptor signaling pathway
Cellular component (GO): membrane
Molecular function (GO): G protein-coupled receptor activity
Source: RefSeq, a predicted model, not a curated record